This is a messenger RNA of Erpetoichthys calabaricus (reedfish), 1482 nucleotides long. RefSeq names its product G1/S-specific cyclin-D2-like. The transcript has 5 exons. Gene Ontology annotation, biological process: regulation of cyclin-dependent protein serine/threonine kinase activity; mitotic cell cycle phase transition; positive regulation of G1/S transition of mitotic cell cycle. Gene Ontology annotation, cellular component: nucleus; cytoplasm; cyclin-dependent protein kinase holoenzyme complex. Gene Ontology annotation, molecular function: cyclin-dependent protein serine/threonine kinase regulator activity. NCBI's taxonomy places the organism in Eukaryota, Metazoa, Chordata, Cladistia, Polypteriformes, Polypteridae. Bases 262 to 1092 code for a protein of 276 amino acids. The record is from RefSeq and is a predicted model, not a curated record.
CGCCCCCCAGAGGCUAGUUGAACUCUGCCAUGUUUUCAAGUUGUGAGAAGGUGCUGCUAAGCAUUAUGCUGAAAGGAAUUUUGAAAUGAGUGGAAAGUCAACGUCGGUGAGACAACUCAUAUAAAAAAAGGUAAAUUACGUUUAGUGCAGAUAGUCCAUAGAAACAUUACUGUUACUGAAAUCUGAUUCACUUCUUGUAAUGAUAUUUUGCAGGUGCAGUAAAUGUCCCUGUUCCAGCUGUAGACUGUCUCUAUUCAGGUCAUGGAUGAGCAGCUUUUGUGCAUGGAAAAUCAGAGCUUGAGUGACAAGAGCUGCAGUGAAGAACCUCGCCAGGUGCUGCGAGCACCCUGGGACUCCACUCAGUUAUACAAUGAGCGAGUGCUGCUCAACCUGCUGGCCCUGGAGCAGAAGCGUCAGCCUCGAUUCAACUAUUUUGGCACUGUGCAGUUUGACCUGCUUCCCUUCAUGCGCCAAGUCCUGGCAAGGUGGAUGCUAGAGGUAUGUGAGGAAGCAAACUGUGAGAGUAAUGUGUUUCCUUUGGCAAUGGACUACCUGGACCGGUAUCUGUCUUCUGUUGGAGUUAAGAAAAGCGACCUACAAGUACUUGGUUGUGCCUGCAUUUUCAUUGCCUCUAAGAUGCUAGAUGCACUUCCCUUGACAUCCACAAAGAUCUGCAUUUUCACCUUGAACUCUGUCACUCGGAAGAAGCUGCUGGACUGGGAAGUGUAUGUGGUGGAGAAACUGAAGUGGGACCUUCUACCUGUUCUUCCCAAUGAUUACCUCGAGCACAUCCUCCUGAGGCUUCCUAACUUUCUAGAUGAUGAACUGAAGCUGAUCCGCAAGCACGCAUGCACCUUUACUGAUGUGUGCACCACAGAACUACAGUUCAUCAUGUGGCCGCCAUCUUUGAUCAUGUGUGCAAGCAUUGGGGUUGCUGUCCGCUUUCUAGACAUUUCUAAGCCAGAAGUUGAUAACAAUGCAUUGGUAGAGUUGCUUUCAAACAUCAUAUCAACUGAUCUGGAGUCUCUACGUUCUUGCCAAGAGCAACUAGAAUGCUUAUUACAGAAGCACCUUCCAAAGAAAACAUGUUAAGCUGAGCCGCACAAACCCAGCACCUUAAUGUGAUGACGCUGCUAUUAAAUUUGUAUGUUUAGCUGUUAUUUUAUGAACACUCAACUGUAUCAGCACUGUUCAAAUCACAUGGCCUUGUGUUUGUAAGUUCAUUAAUUUCUGAUGACACAAGCCAUACCUGAAAUGUUUUAUAUGUUUUCAUAGUAGCUGUGAUGCUCCUUUAAAAUGGAGAUACUAAAUAUAUAAAAAUGGACAACACCAAGCCAAAUGUCAUGCAUCUUGUCUUGGCGGCAGGGGGAUUCUAGUGGGCUGCUUGCCAGCUGUCAUUCAUUAGCUCCAGGGUAAGGUGUCAGCAAUGCCACACUAGAGAAUAUAACCACAACCAUUCAUUUUCACCGAUAAUGGAGGUAA